GACGGCUUAGCUCUCAGGCGCCGCCGCGUCCUUUUGCCAAUCUGCACCCACACAAGCCGAGACUGCAACUGCACUCGAGAUCACACGGAUACCAUGACCUCCAUGAGCAAGGCUGUCUUGCUCGCCUCCGCAGCGAGCUUGACAGCAGGCCUCCAGGUCACCACCCAGGCAGACGAGAUCAUCGGGGCCGCCAUUGACAAGCUCGAGGGCAUGUGGCCUCAGAAGGGCAAGCAGAUCCUUGAGGACAUUUUCGGCACCCUCCCACCCCGCGACGAGGGCAGAGCCUUGCGGGAGAGGCUGCUGCAGAAGUUCCAGAAGCACGGCACCUUCGUCUUCGCGGCCUUCGGCUCGUCUGUGUCUGCUGGCCACGACAACUUCAUGAACCAGAGCUGGCCAUUCGAGCUCGAGCGCAUGCUGAAGCUGACCUUCAAGGAAUUGGGAUUCGACUUCGAGAUGCGCCAGCGGUCUGCUGGCGGUUUUGGGGAGAUGCCCUUCGGUGCCGGUUGCCUGGCGAGCCGCGCGGGCGAGGGGGUAGACGCUCUGAGCUGGGAGUGGCACUACUUCCAGGAUCCCCCCUGCGAGGGCCACCACUUCCUCGAAGAGGCAGCCGCCAUGAGGAGCAGCCCGAUGGUCUUCGCGCUCGCGGACAGCAACAUUCCCUUCGACACCCUGCUGAAGAACUGGCAUGGGGAGACCGGGUGCGGCGAUAUCCGGCGCGAUGCGCGCGAUGCGGCCAUGGCCAGGAAGGACGAAGAGACCUGGCAUCCUGACAAGCGCGAGUACAAGCCGAACGAGUGGUAUCUCACCGAAGAGUUCAUCUCCAACGCAGAGGUCGACAGGUUCAGUCGGGAGCUGAAGUCCCGCAAGUGCCAUGGGCUCGAGGAGCACCCCGACGAGCGCGUGCCGGCGAGAGACAUCCAGCUGCCUCCUCAGACGGGAGUGGCGCCGGCCUUCGAGCGAGCCGGCCACGCCUUCUACCCCGUCGCCGUGGGCGCUGGCACUGCACAGCUGGUUUCGAUUCCCUGGUACCAGGCUCGGGAGAAGGCGUUCAAGUACAACUGGCAUCCGGGCCCCCUGGGCCACACCCUGAUCGCCUCGUCCAUGGCGCACUACAUCCUCACCAACCUCCGGAGCGUCCUCGGCGAGGGGCCCGUGCCCAAGCGCAUGAAGGGGCCGUCCGCGGACAACCCCCUGGUCGGCAAGCCUAUCGUGGGCCAGCUGGAGGAGCCGCAGUGCGGCGCGCUCAAGGUGAACCAAUGCAAGACCGGGAUGUUUCCCACCUCCUCGGGCACCGCUCUGGAGGGGGCGCGCCAUGCGGACCAGUCUGACGACACCUGGGAAUACGGCAUCUCCCGGCAGGCCGCGGAGCGGGGCCACGAGGCCGUGGACAAGCGCUAUGUCUACAGAGGCAACAAGACAUCCGGGGAGCUGAAGCUCAGCUUCCAGGCGCCCAAGGACGGCAUGUACGUGGUCCUCUGCGGAGCUCCAUGCGGCUGGAGGUGCGAUGGCACAGCUGGCUACGUAUCCUCGAUGUCGCAGCGCUGGUGGCCCGAAGACCUCCCAAAGCGCAAGAGCGUGAGCGACCUGAAAUUCUCCAUCGACGGCAACGGGAUCCGCGACAAGGAGCUGCCCAAGCUGCACGAGACACUUUUCGAUAAGGAGACAGGGAUUUUCUGCCGGGACUGCACAAACCCUGCGUCACUCUGCCAGCCAGUGGCCAAGGUGGACGCUGGGCCGCACACGGUCGGUGCCAGAGUCGCCCCCAAGAGCUACGAGGGCGCCGAUGCCGAGGACACCUUCGUCGAGAUCAUGGAGCUCCUGGUGGUCGGGUGA
Messenger RNA from Prorocentrum cordatum, 1833 nucleotides. NCBI's taxonomy places the organism in Eukaryota, Dinophyceae, Prorocentrales, Prorocentraceae. The record is from the annotation of a GenBank genome assembly.